AUGGCGGGCACGAGUCCCGCUAUUCCUUUUGAUGAGCUGGCUCACGAGCCAUCCUGGGCUUCGACACUUUUCCAGCAGCGACCUUGGGACUCGACACCUGGUAUGUGCAAUGUCCCUCACGACAGCGAUGCACCGGAAAGAGUUCUGAAAUAUGACAUGUUCCAUCUUUUCAAAGUUGGGCUUGGACGAGAUAUUUGUGGCUCCCUGGUUUUUUUGGCUCGCCUUGGAUAUUACGAUGAUCCGAAUGGCGGCGAUGAUGCAAAUAUCAAGUCGAGGCUCAACCGCUGCUUCUCCCAUUUCAAACUGUGGCGACUGGCAUCCCACAAGACAGCAGCUGUACGAUACUUUUCGAAGUCGCUGUUCAAUCUGAAACGGUUGACCGACUUCGCAUGGGCGAACACCAAGGGUUCGGAUACCAUGCUCUUGUUGGAAUAUCUCAGCUUCUAUGUGACGAUCUUGCUGAGAAGACCCAACUUGCCUGCCGCACAUGCUGCUUUGUUUCCUAUUCUGAAGAAGACGAUCCUGGAGUCGCAGAAGGCCUUCACUUUGAUGUACAAACAUGGUCUGUGGCUGAGGAGGGCAUGUGCCCAAAAUCUCUAUUUGAGGUUGAUGUCCGUACUGUCGGGCUACCAGCAUCUGGCUCAGCUUGCUUUGACGAUGAGGAUGCCGUUUUUUGCGCUGAAACCCAAAUUCCACGGCAUCCACCAUGUGGCAUAUGAGAUCCGACAAGCAUUGCUGGCCAAUGCAAAGCUCAUCCCGAACCCCAUCAUGUGGGGGUGUGAGCAAGGAGAGGACCUUAUCGGUCGAGUCUGUGCUCUAUCGAUCAAAGUUUCGGUGACAACGAUCAGCAAGCGGGUGCUGCAGAGACACUUCCUGAAAAAGGCAGCUCUCAUCAGGAGGCACCGACAGCUCCGAUCCAGCCGAAAGCUGCGGCUCUGA
Molecule: messenger RNA, 939 nt
Organism: Symbiodinium sp. CCMP2592
Lineage: Eukaryota; Dinophyceae; Suessiales; Symbiodiniaceae
Source: the annotation of a GenBank genome assembly